This is a messenger RNA of Giardia duodenalis, 1161 nucleotides long. RefSeq lists its product as uncharacterized. The coding region runs from base 1 to 1161 and encodes 386 amino acids. Lineage: Eukaryota; Fornicata; Diplomonadida; Hexamitidae. The transcript has a single exon. The record is from RefSeq and is a predicted model, not a curated record.
AUGGGUGACAACCUCUUGCUUUCUUUGGACUCCCCCGAGACCUCGAACAACGAUAACGAGCAGUUUGUCACGGAACAGAAGCGCAUCGAUGAUUCUCUCGACCGCUCGCGCCUGGCUGCAGAGCAAGCCGUAGCGGCUGCGCGUUCUAUACAGUCGAGCGCUGAAGAACUCAGAAACGUUGUUGACGGCGAACUGGUUACAGCACAACGUCGAGAAUCGCAUCUCCGAAGGUCUUUGAGCCGCCAAGAGGCAAAGUUGGCAACCAAAUCCAGUGAAUAUCACGCCCUUGCAUCUCAGGCGCUAGCAACCUCUUCUCGUCUUGAGCAGCGCAUUGCAGAAUCGGAGGAGGCCAGGGCAACAUUAGCCAUGGAAUUGUCAAAUGCCUUGGACAGAAUUGCGGAACUAGAGAGUAUCCUGGAGGGUAGAGCGAGCCACAGAGCGUCGUUGGGGUCUUCUAAAUUGCACCACUGUGCACAGUGUGAUCAGUACCGCGAAGAACUAGAAAAUGCGCACAAGAAGAUCCAUGCUUAUGAGACUACCAUAGAGCAGAGAACGACGGCGGCGCAAUUUUCUGUAGAGGAGCUCGCAAACUCCCUUGCUAACCAGAAGCGCCUUGAAGCCGAAAAGAAAGCGAUGAAGAGAAUCCAUGAGGAAGAGAUACAGCGUCUCCAAAAUGAGAUAGAGGAGAAAGACGCCCUCUUGGCUCAGUUCAAUGAGCAGCUCAUUGCAGCAAAUGAUGAGGUUCUUGAGAUACAUGAGUCACAGGUUAAGGAGUCUAAGCUACGUGCCUGCGGGAUGUCGGGUGUGUCUGACACUUCUGCUGUAAGGGCAGAUGAAGAAAACGAAGUCUUGAAGAGCAGAAUCUAUGAGCUAGAGGAGGAGACCCAGAUACUUCGCAACGCCAUGGAGACCGAUCACCAGGCCCAAAUGGAGAAGGCGGAUGACAUCAACAUCCUGCGUGAUGAGCUAGAUCUACUCCAGAGAAAGCAUGAACGCGCAGAGAUGAUUAUCACCCAGCUCAAGCGACUCCUUAUGGGCAUCUCUGAUGUUUGUUUAACUGGCACAGAGCGCGUCAACACCGCCUGGGACAACCCAGAAGCCGACCAAAUAGAUAAUGCGCUGGAUAUGACUGUGGGCAGCAAGCGCAUUGGCUUCUACUGA